AACUGAACUUUUUUUCCAUCAAACUUAUCAUGAUUGUAUCACUACAUGAAAAUGUGUUAAGUAUAUUUUAACUUUGUUUAAUGAAGUAGUAAUUUUAUCUGAUCGAAGGCUGUAUCAGUAGCAUUAGCAGAGUAGAACUGGGAACUUCAUAUAUAGAUAUGUAGAGAUUGCCUGUGGCCUUCAAACUCUUCUGUGUUCGGGUUUUCUAGUUCCCUGGAGUUUUGUUGGUAUUGAUUGCUUGAUAUAUCGCUCAGCUAAGAGGGUUGAAGAUGUAUACAGUGGAGGGUAAAGAAGGUGCCAUAAUUUGCAUGUCGCUUGCCCUGUUCUGCUUGGGCACUUGGCCUGCUUUAAUGACUCUUUUAGAGAGAAGGGGUCGGCUUCCUCAGCAUUCUUACCUUGAUUAUUCUAUCUCAAAUCUCUUGGCUGCCGUGAUCAUUGCUUUGUCCUUUGGGCAGAUUGGUGACAGCAAAACCGGCAUACCAAAUUUCAUCACUCAGCUCUCUCAGUUUCAAGACAAUUGGCCCUGUGUUUUAUUUGCACUAGCCAGUGGGAUCGUUCUGAGCCUUGGGGACUUAGCUGUACAGUUUGCCUGGGCUUUUGUUGGUCUUUCAGUAACGGAGGUGAUUGCAGCAAGCAUAAGUGUUGUUAUAGGAUCAACCUUGAACUACUUCUUAGAUGGCAGAAUCAACAAAGCUGAGGUGCUUUUCCCUGGUGUUGGAUGCUUCCUUGUUGCAGUUUUUCUUGGUUUUGCUGUUAACUCCUCGAAUGCAGCAGACAACAAAGCAAAGCUCAAUGGUUUCUCAAAUGGUUGCAAGACUGGGACAGGGACUCUAGACUCUCCAUUGCUUAAAGAAACAUUUGAAAAUGGAGAUGGUACGAAAGAUGUGGAGAAUGGAAAUCUUCUUACAGAGAAAACAAAAGUUGGAACUGCAGACUUCCUCAUAGAAGUUGAAAACAAAAGAGCAAUCAAGGUGCUUGGGAAGAGUAUUUUGAUUGGACUGAGCAUCACUUUCUUUGCUGGUGUCUGUUUUGCACUAUUUUCACCUGCAUUCAACCUGGCAACAAAUGAUCAGUUCCACACAAUGAAAGAAGGGGUUACACAUUUGGCCACAUACACUGCUUUUUUCUAUUUCUCAGUAUCUUUUGUUAUUGUUGCCGUUGUUCUGAAUAUCAACUUCCUCUACUAUCCCAUACUUGGCCUGCCGCAAUCAUCACUAACAGCUUAUCUUAAGGAUUCAUGUGGCAGAAGUUGGGCCCUUUUGGCAGGGCUAUUGUGUGGAUUUGGGAAUGGCUUUCUGUUCAUGGGGGGUCAGGCCGCAGGAUAUGCAGCAGCCAAUGCUGCUCAGGCAUUUCCACUUGUGGCUACCUUGUGGGGUAUAUUUCUGUUUGGAGAGUACAGAAGGUCGUCAAGAAGAACGUAUGCAUUGCUCGUAAGUAUGCUGUUCAUGUUUGUUGUGGCAGUAGGAAUACUCAUGGCAUCAUCUGGGAAUCGGUAGAUAAGAAA
Messenger RNA from Nelumbo nucifera (sacred lotus), 1504 nucleotides. Its product is annotated as ureide permease 1-like. Gene Ontology annotation, cellular component: membrane. Gene Ontology annotation, molecular function: uracil:monoatomic cation symporter activity; allantoin:proton symporter activity. Gene Ontology annotation, biological process: nitrogen compound transport. NCBI's taxonomy places the organism in Eukaryota, Viridiplantae, Streptophyta, Magnoliopsida, Proteales, Nelumbonaceae. The record is from RefSeq and is a predicted model, not a curated record.